This is a messenger RNA of Neoarius graeffei (lesser salmon catfish), 1739 nucleotides long. RefSeq names its product ras-related protein O-RAL-like. The coding region runs from base 92 to 712 and encodes 206 amino acids. Gene Ontology annotation, cellular component: plasma membrane. The record is from RefSeq and is a predicted model, not a curated record. The transcript has 5 exons. Gene Ontology annotation, molecular function: GTPase activity; GDP binding; GTP binding. Lineage: Eukaryota; Metazoa; Chordata; Actinopteri; Siluriformes; Ariidae. Gene Ontology annotation, biological process: Ras protein signal transduction.
GGUGGAUGGGACUACGGAAGAGUAGUAGUCUGGGAACGGGGACGCGCUUCUUUGGAGAAUUACUGCCUGUUGUAGCUGAAAAUCAGAACACAUGGCAGCAAACAAGAACAAGGGCCAGAGCUCUCUGGUUCUGCACAAGGUCAUCAUGGUGGGAAGUGGAGGAGUGGGCAAAUCAGCACUCACACUGCAGUUCAUGUAUGAUGAGUUUGUUGAAGACUAUGAGCCAACUAAAGCAGACAGCUACAGGAAGAAGGUUGUGCUGGAUGGAGAAGAGGUUCAGAUCGAUAUUCUGGACACAGCAGGACAGGAGGACUAUGCAGCCAUUAGGGAUAAUUAUUUCCGUAGCGGAGAGGGCUUCCUGCUAGUGUUCUCCAUCACAGAGCAGGAGUCGUUCAGUGCCACCUCUGAAUUCAGAGAGCAGAUCCUGCGUGUGAAGGCAGAGGAGGACAAGAUUCCUCUGUUGCUAGUCGGAAAUAAAUCUGAUUUGGAGGACAGGAGGCAGGUUUCUGUGACCGGGGCCCGGGAAAAAGCAGAUGAAUGGGGAGUGCAGUAUGUGGAAACCUCAGCAAAAACACGUGCCAACGUUGAUAAGGUGUUUUUUGACCUAAUGAGGGAGGUGCGGGCUAAGAAAAUGGCUGAGAACAAGGACAAAAAUGGCAAGAAAAGCGGCAAGACGAAAAAACCCCUGAAAAAGCGCUGCAGAGUGCUUUGAGUCAGAAGAACCGUGAAAAGCAAGCCUCUCUCAGCACAAAGCCUUUCUGGUGGACAUGGAAAACCCAAAAGCUGUUUUUCCACUAUUGUGGUUAACGUUGCCAAAUGCAGACAAAGAACUGUGAACGGGUGCCGUUGUUCUUCCUUGCUCUAUCCAGCGAGGUUUAUGCAACUGCCAUCCAUUAUGAUUUUCAUAUCUGAAUUUAUGUCUUCUGCCGUCAAACACACAAGAUCCAACCAGAUGGACAUUCAUGCAGUUAUUUUGCAUAUAGUAUAACUUUAUCUCAGGCAUUUUAAAUUUGGCAAACUAUCUUUGGUUGUUAUCUGUGUCUCCUACUAAUAUCUGAACCACUUACAUAAAUUUUAUGCAGUAAUGUUUCUCGUGUAGUCUCUUGUUUAUAAUUAGCACAUUAAUAUUUACCACUACUGUGUUUCAUAUUCUAUUAGCUCAGCACUAUUUAAGAGAUGAACUAUAUCAUUUGAAAAAGAACCACACAGUUUUGCAACAGCCAUAUUAUGUUGGAUCACUAUAUGUUUAGAUUAGACAAGUCUUUGCUAGUUGCUGCAGCACCUUUUAUGGAAAACAAUCUGAACCUUCUUUCCUAAGAGCUUUAUAGCAGACAUUUAAAAAAAAAAAAAAAAAAAAAAGGGAAAAACAAGUAUGCAAUACUUUGAACACUCUAAUGAUGAGCUGAUGUUGAAUGCAGUGCUAUGGGGUGUUCAAUGAAGCAAGAUGACUUGGUUAUCUGGAUAAUGGGAGUUACGUGUAAAGAACAAUCUUGAUGGAUAAUAAAUAUACACAACAUGUUCUGCAGCUAUGUGAGAAAUGCUGUUUGUUGUAAUACUGUUGUGUAUUAGCGUUUGCAAAGACUUCACUAUGCAAAGCCUACUACAUGUAUUGCUUUUAGUAUAAACCACAAGUUUUUGUAAUAACCAUAUUUUUGUAAUUGAGCCACUUUUUGUAUGAAUUGCUUUCACUAAUUCACUGUAUGUUGAUAACAGACCAAAUAAACUCUAUUUGCUUAUUA